Molecule: messenger RNA, 3529 nt
Organism: Blastomyces gilchristii SLH14081
Lineage: Eukaryota; Fungi; Ascomycota; Eurotiomycetes; Onygenales; Ajellomycetaceae
Product: vesicle-fusing ATPase
Exons: 4
Coding region: 328-2838 (836 amino acids)
Biological process (GO): SNARE complex disassembly; intra-Golgi vesicle-mediated transport; Golgi to plasma membrane protein transport
Cellular component (GO): Golgi stack
Molecular function (GO): ATP hydrolysis activity; ATP binding
Source: RefSeq, a predicted model, not a curated record
AGUUUACUUGGACGACAAGCAGCUAGAUUAUUGUUCCUCAUAGAUACGCUGUCCUAAUCUCCAUUAUUCGGUUUGACGCUGAUGCCUAAUUAUAUCCUUUUCACAUUGCAUGUUUGAUGAUUGAUAUCUGUUCAUACCCUUUUAUCCAGCUGCCUACCAACCCCUCGAAUUCCCCGCCUACCUAGAAGUCCUAAGCUAGAGACUGAUUGCCACGACCUAGGAAAAGGGUGUUCUUUCACCAUCAAACCGAAGACUAUAUAUAUGACUUGAAGGAGGACCAGAUUCCUAUGCUUUCAACUACCAGCCAUCGACCAACCACUAGGCAAGAUGUUUAACCGUAGCAACUUUCCCUCGGUCAAUCCCUUUAGCUCGAGCAGCAGUAGCCCCGGACCUGGAGGGGACAGAACGGGCCCGCCGCGAGACCGCUACAAUAGUCCUAAUCAACAGUCAUCUGGUUAUGGGCCGGAUCCUCGAUUGGGUGGAGGGAGCUACGACCGAUCCCCCAUGGCCCGCGGACCGCCACAACAACACAUGCCUUCUAGACAGGGACCUAGUAGAAUUCCACCGAGAGGAGGAGGGGGUGGCAUGGAUGACCGUGUCUGGUCUCUGCGUCCGGCGAAGAGCCCAGAUAAUUCAUAUACAUACGGAAAUCUCGUAGCGGUAUCUCCCCAUGACAUUCCACCUUCCCGCGAUGGUUCGGAUGUCCUCGUUCUCAUAAACGAUAUGUUUGUCUUUUCUGCCCGUCCCCUCGAAGGCUUCCCACCAGGGCACAUUAGCAUGUCUGAUCCACAGAGAACGUGGGCACAAGUGGCAUUGACGGAUAUGGUCACCGUUCGGUUGUAUGACAUUUUCAGCCAAGGCGGGCAAUCAUACCUUGCAUCCAUGGAUCUGGAAAUUGGGUUCGCCGGCAAGAAGCGGACGGAGACGCCUUAUGAUCAAGAUCAGCUCGCGCGAGUCGUUACCCGGAACUUUGAAAACCAAAUAUUGGCCCCUGGUCAAAAGAUUUUGAUGGACGAUAAAAGUAUUCCUCUACUGUUAACAGUUAAGACGGUUCAACUUGGAGACUUAGCUUCGGAGAAAGCAAAAUCGUCCUUAGCUCCGACGACAUCUGAUCCUACUGCCAGAGGAAUCCUAACAUCCUUUACUCUAAUCAACUUUUUUAAAGAUGCAAAGACAGGUAUCAAUGUGAAACCUUCCAAUCGAAGACCUGCGGCAAACUCCAUUAUCCAACCGGAUUUCAAAUUUGAGAACAUGGGAAUCGGUGGCCUGGAUGUGGAAUUCAGCACUAUUUUCCGAAGAGCAUUCGCCUCCCGGAUUUUCCCUCCUGGGCUCGUGGAGAAACUAGGUAUUCAACAUGUCAAGGGAAUUUUGCUCUACGGACCGCCUGGAACAGGAAAAACUCUGAUUGCUAGACAAAUCGGCAAAAUGCUCAAUGCCAGGGAGCCCAAAGUCAUUAAUGGACCUGAGGUUCUGAACAAAUACGUUGGACAGUCAGAGGAGAAUAUUCGAAAAUUGUUUGCGGAUGCGGAAAAAGAGUACAAGGAGAAGGGAGACGAAAGUGGGCUUCAUAUCAUUAUUUUUGACGAACUUGAUGCGGUUUGCAAACAGCGUGGCAGCGGCGCGGGUGGUGGAACUGGCGUUGGCGACAGUGUCGUCAACCAGCUUUUGUCAAAACUCGACGGCGUUGAUCAAUUGAACAACAUCCUCCUGAUUGGAAUGACGAAUCGUAUGGACAUGAUCGAUGACGCUUUACUGCGGCCGGGCCGCCUGGAGGUACACAUGGAAAUUUCACUACCAGACGAAAAUGGACGGGCGCAAAUAUUGAAAAUUCAUACACAGAAAAUGAGAGAGAAUGACAUAAUGGAUAAAGAUGUCGACCUUCUUGAGUUGGCCCAACUGACAAAGAACUUCUCGGGAGCAGAAAUAAGUGGUUUGGUCAAGUCGGCAUCUUCCUUUGCAUUUAACCGACAUGUAAAAGUGGGCACGAUGGCUGGCAUUAGUGAUGAUAUUGUCAACAUGAAGGUCAAUCGUCAAGACUUCCACAAUGCUCUUAACGAGGUAAAACCUGCCUUUGGUGUUUCCGAAGAAGAGCUCGAAAGCUGUCUACACGGCGGUAUCAUCAAUUAUUCACCCGAAAUUAACAGCAUCCUGGGCGAAGGCAAAUUAUUCGUCAACCAAGUGCGGGAUCCUCAAUCAACCACCUCACUCUUCUCCGUCCUCCUUCACGGACCGCCAGGCAGCGGUAAAACAGCACUGGCCGCCAAGAUCGCCAUCGACUCAGAUUUCCCCUUCGUCAAACUUAUUUCCCCGGAGGAUAUGGUUGGUUAUAGUGAAGCCGCUAAGGUCUCACACAUGAACAAGGUAUUCAUGGACGCAUACAAGAGUCCCACCAGCGUCGUCGUGAUGGAUAACAUCGAGCGAAUCAUUGACUGGGUCCCCAUUGGUCCCCGCUUUAGCAACACGGUCCUACAGACCGUGAUGGUAUUGUUGAGAAAGAAACCGCCCGGGGACCGUCGCUUACUUAUCCUUGCUACAACGACCGAACGCUCCAUAUUGAAGCAGCUUGAUGUCUUCAACUCCUUUAAUUCUGAUAUCCGCGUGCCGAAUGUGAAUACCUUCUCUGAACUGUCUUACAUAUUGAAGGAAGCGCAGGCGUUCUCUCCGCAGGAGACAGAAGGUGCGCUCGCAGAACUGCGUAGAUUGACACAGAGCGAGCAGAUCGGGGUUGGGAUUAAGAGGGUGCUUCUUGGGAUUGGGACGGCCAAGCAGGAUACUGAUAGGGCGGGACGGUUUGCUUCUGUGAUAGCGAGGGCGAUGGAGGAGCAGAAUUAUGCGUGACUGUAAUGAUGGGUUUAUGACGUGUUAAUAUAUAUGAAAUUCUUUUACGUCGGGCAGCGCUACUCUAGAAGUCCAUAUUAAGAUUUGACUACAUAUGACCUUUUCUUUCUUUCUUUUUUUUUUCUUUUUUCUUUUGGAUCUACACUACCUACUCCGUUCUACCUCCAUUCGGACAUAUCCCACUUUGUUAUUAGUCACACGAGCGGCCAAGGCGCAAUUGCGAGUGAUAAGGGUACGACAGACGAAACAAUCUUAAGGCCGACCUUACUGCUCAUCCUUAGAUAACGUAGCCUUACUUCGUUGGCUUGGGGCUUCCUUCACCUAUCGCCCCUAGAUCCGUUUGUCAAACAGGCUCGUACCUUGUCUGUUGUGGAUGUUGUUUGCCACUAAGGUCGUCUCUAGCAUUUUGUUGACCGUUCAACAUGGAUUUAAAGCAGAAGAAAUGCGGCCCAAAUUGGAAACAGUUCAGCUUUCUUUUACCCAUCCCUGUGAAGAAUCCUAUGGUUUCAAAAGGAGUCGUGUGUGUAUAGGCCCGAGAGCCGAAGUGUUGGAGCGAUCGGGCUAUUUGAGGGUAGAAGAGGAGGAAUGUGGUUUUUUGUCCCUACAAGGGGGCAACUAAUCCCAGGAUAUUCUUUCACUUCUUUUGAUUAUCAGCCACCUAUCUACAUUGAUUUUAGUUAUCAAAGAAUUG